Lymnaea stagnalis (great pond snail) is the source of this 13350-nucleotide messenger RNA. Lineage: Eukaryota; Metazoa; Mollusca; Gastropoda; Lymnaeidae. The record is from the annotation of a GenBank genome assembly.
GUGCAACUAAGGCACAACGUAGGCCUACUAACUUACAGUGCUGAGUGUCAGAACUUAUCAGUGUACGUUAUUAAAUCCAACCACAGUAAUAAAUCUUAAAGACGGUGCCCAGUGAACGUAGGGCCUACUCCUUAUUUCACUUUACAUUGCAUACAAUUUACACUAUUUUUCUCCGAUUAGUUGUAUGAGUUGAGCAGAAACGCUUGCGUUGCGUUUAAUUUAAGUUAUAAUUAGGCUACACGAUCCAGGUGAAGCAUUGGUGUUGGCUUUAAAAAGUAGUGUAAAUUUUAAUUUUAAUUGGAGAUUCAGAUUGAACUUGAAAGCUAUUUGGUUUAUUAGUCACCUUUAGUUCUGAUUCAUUACUAUUACUUUACUUUACUACUUUUACUGAAUAUCUUUACUUCUGUUUAGCCGGGUCCAAUUCAGGUAAAUUCAUUUCAUUAAUUUUUUUUCUAUUAUCAAGUAGUUCUAUUUAGUUACUAAUAAAACAUAAUGUUAUAUUUAUAAUUUAUAUAAAUAAUAAUAUUAUUUUAAUUUUACUUAUCCAUUUCACACUGCUACAUUAUAACUAUGUUUGACAAACUAGUAGGUUAAUAAUAGUAGCUAACCUUGCCCAUGUCCAUAGUUUUUAGGAGACUGUAACAGUAGUAACACCACUAGAUCUAUUUUUAAGUAUGAAUAUGAAGUAUCUAAAACAUGAAAUGCUUAGGCCUAAUAAAAGAUGUUCCUUUAACUUUAUAUUUUUGCCUUUGCAGUUAAUAUUAUAAAAUGUAUUAAUCUUAUAUUUUAUAUUAACUGGUCAGUGUGUGUAAAAACUUUGAAAACCACUUAUCUGUAUCUUAUCAAUUCAAAAUAAUAAUCUUUAAAAAAUUCAGAACAGUGGCUUUUUAUAGUACUUUUUUAAAAAGUCUUUUUAUUUAAAUGUAUAAAAGAUAAUUGAUCAUUUUUUAAUGCUGAAAAUAUGACCAAAAAUUCUGAAAUGUUCUUAGAAAGGUCACUCAUUAUGAUAAAGAAAUUAAAAGAACAAAAUGACUUAAACAGUUCUCACAUUUCCUGUAAAAGUUGUAUUGUAGCAUUGGACAUUUUUUGAACCCUAGUCUUUAUUUAAAUUUUUUCAUGCUCAUUUAUUAGCUGAUAAACAAGUUUUCUUUGAAAAAGCAAGUAAAAACUUUAACUCUGCAAAGGACAUGCUGCCUUCAAAAAAUCUUUCAUUAAAUGUUAAAUUUAAGUUUUAUGAUGCAAGACAGGACCUUGUGGAAUGCAGGUUUUAUUCACCAAUCUUGAUUUAGCUUCAUUACAAUGAUAAAUCUUGUAAGGGGUAAAACAACCAAUAAGGAGCCAUCCAUAAAUGACUUCAGGUAAAUUUUGCUGAUUUUUAACCCUCCCCGCCUCCCCUCAAAGGUCUCAAAUAUAAUUUCGCAAACCUCUGAACUCCUCAAUCUAAAAAAUCCCCCUAUCCACUGCUGUCCUUUACAACCCUUGUAUAUUAAAUUACUUACUUCACCUGUAUUAGGUUUUUAAAUGGGAUGUUACAUUGCUUAACCCCACCCCCCCUUUUUCACACAUCAUCACAAAAAUAUGUGCUCCACCCCACCUUUCCUAGUCGUGAGGCGUCAUUUAUGGAUGGCCCCAACCAACAAAAAUUUACAAUUUUAAAUUAAACUCAAUUUUCCAUAGAAAAAUGUUUUGGGCAUUUUUAAAAAGUUUAAUAAAAAAAAAAAAAGUGAUUUAUAAAAAGCCAUCACCACUCUACUAUUUUUGUAGCAAUAUUUAAUGUUUUAACCCUUGGUUAGAUGAAUUGAAAGUCAAAUCACGAGAGGAAAUAACUCUACAAACAACUAUAAUGACCAUAUGAUUAAUAAAUAAAUAGCAGUUUUAAUCUCAUCUGAAACAGACCUGUUUACCCUCAAACUCUUAAAAUCGUACAAUAUCAUCGCAAAAUCGUUCAAUACCUUAUAUUUAAAGUAAAAAAUAAACAUACGGUAUAUAAUGUUUACACCUCAAAAUCGUACAUUGGACGCCAAAAUCGUAAGAGUAAACAGGUCUGCUGUAAGUCUCCUAACAUCUUAAGUCUUCAAUGACUUGUAAGUCUUUCUAUCUCCUUUGAUUGGGAGCCAUUCAUUUCCAUUGUCCUUCACUAAAGUAAUACAACAGGGGUCUGGCAUAUGGGUUGAAGCAGGUGACCCACCCUUACUGCACUUUAAUUAUGUUUAUUACCAAAAUGAUAUAAUAGAUGAUGUGUGUGGUGGGAUGAUGCUGGGAGUAACUGGAUACCAGACAGCGCUAUUCUUCUUAUAGCUUACUUAUUAUAUUUUUAAUAUUAUAAAUACAAAUUUAAAUGUGUGUCAAUUCUUUUUUAAGUACUCUCUUUUACCCACAGUGAAAUAAAAUGGUGCUGAGAAAAACCAAGUUUGUAAGUACAUAUUUUGUUAAAUUUAUUUAAUUUGUCUAUGUCUAUGUGAUAACUAUUAAUGAUUUUAAGAUAAAGUAUUUAAUACAGGGCGGCCCCAAAAAAGUGAGAGAAUCUCAUAGCAAAGGGUUAUUUAAUAUAAUUGAAUUAAUAUAAUGUUUUGUCAUUUAUGCCCACCGGAAAUUGUCAUGAUAAUGACAUAUAGUUUAUAUAAGUACAUAAAUAAAUUAGUAAAUGGAUACAGUUAAUUGGACACUUGUAAUGUGAAUGCAGUAGAAAUAAGUUAAAAUGCAGAUUUAUUCCCAAAGUCAUAAAAAUGUAUCACUUGCUUUCCUAAGCCUCAAUAUUGGAGCAAUUCAAAACUUAUUCAAUUUUAAACAUCGCCAUAAGAUGUGUGUAAUAAUUUCUCUUGUUGGAUUAGAAAAUAAUUUUUUUCAGCAUAACCCUGACUUCACUUACAUACCUGGUGGCCUCAGCGUAGGUGCAAAUAUUGUAGUCAGAGGUAGAGUGCCAGAGGGAUCAGACAGGUAAUAAAGGUGGAUUUUAAAAUACUCAUGAAUUCAAUUAUGGAGAUAAUUUGGCCAAAACCACUCUUCUUCCUUUUAUUAAGUAAAUUAAAAAUGAUUUAUUUGAUAAGCGGAGAGUUUCAUGGCUAAGUCUUUUAACUUAAAAUUCUAAAAUAUAUUUUAAUACCGUCAACAUGAAAUAAAUUACACAAUAUUUGAAAGGUAUAAGAAUUUUACUAAAAUUUUCAUUUAUUUUAAGUCAAAUCAAAGUGUACUUCCAGUCUGCUUAUUAAAAAUAUACAUUUAUUCUCAGAUUUAGCCUCAACUUACAAAAAGAUGAUGACGAAGGUUGUGACAUAGCUUUUCACUUCAAUCCUCGCAUUUUCUUGAAGACUGUUGUCAGAAAUUCAUACCACGGUGGCUGGCAAGGGGAAGAGCUGGACAUCCCAUUUUUUCCUUUUGCUCAUGGCUCCAAGUUUACCAUCCGAAUCAAUGUUGGACCAACUGCCUACUCAGUCAUGGUCAAUGGAAAGUUUUUUAUACAGUAUAACCAUCGCCUGCCUUUCCAAGAGGUCAGAUAUAUGAGACUUUGUUCGGGGGCUGAGUAUUAUGAGGCUACCAUCCAAAAUCCUUCAGUGAGUAUAAAGUUUAAGCCUUAUUUUGCUAGAGGUAUUUAAAUCAAAUAUUUUUGGGUGGCAGAAAUGAAGUCAGUUUGUUAAAAAAAUUGUUGAUACAUAUUUAGUACACUUUAAAUAAACGAAAACAGUUGUUUUUUAUGAUUUAAAAAAAAAAAUUAUUAUCAUCCCACAAAAAAGAAAAUAAUUUUCAAUCCGGUUUUGAAUUGAUUUUAACUAAUUUUUAUCAAAUUGCUUAUGUUUUAUAAUAUUAAUUAUUUAGAUGUAUCUUUAUGGGCUUUGUUUUGUUCAGAUAAAUAAUUGUAAUGAAACUGUAAGCCAACAAUUUAUGAUUUUUCUGUGUAAAUGAAAGGAGGUUUAUAUUUUUUAAUGGAAAUGAUAUACGCUAAAUGUGUGUAGAGAAAAAAUAUGUGCAUAAUUUGUAGGAUCUCCUUUCCUUUUUGCAAGAAGUGCAUAAGGGACUGUCACUUUGAUAGGUGCUUAGCUGAAACAUUCAGCCUUUAUUGUCCUGUCUUUCUAUUUCAAGACUACACAUACCUUACACAUACCUUUUUCUGCUAUUUCCUUCACACAGUUUGAACUUUGUUAUUCUUUUAUUGUCAUUGCUCCCUUUGUUUGUUUGUUGUUUUUCAUUUUUUUUAGAGCUCCACGCCUAUUCUUUACACUAGUUUGUGUCAUUUGAAUCUUCUGAAUUAUUUCUCACUCUCUUUCAAUCUAAAAUAUAAAAAAAAUAAUAAAUAGUGUUCAGAAAUGUAAAGGUAGAACUCCCUCCAAAAGAAAUAAUUUAUCUAAUGCAUCUAAUUUUUAAUAUUAAAAUCUUCACCCCAAUGAUUGCGAUUUACCAGUUAUAAAUUUUAAGUUUUUGAUAAGACACAUACAUUAAUUUCACUUGUAUCCUAGACAACAAGCCAUAAAAGUCAAUUGUACAAAAGUAAUUUAUGCCCUGCCCUUAUCUUUAGUGUGUUGUCAUGUCUAUCUCCAGGCUGCAAAAAACAACAUAGUUUGGUCAGGAAUAUUUUCAGAACAUUCUUUUUAAAGGAAAAGCAACUUGACUUUGCUCAUUGUUAAACUUUUUUUUGUUUGUUUUUUUUUUGUUGAAAGUAAUUUUUGUUCUUUCGACAGCAUCUUCCAUUUAAAGGUGAAAUAACUGGUGGCUUGAAGCCUGGUAAGGCAUUCAGAGUUAGAGGACUUGUCAAUGAUAAUGCUAACAGGUAAAUAUUUUAUUUCUUGAUGACAAAAUAAAGUAAAUAAAAUAAUAAUAUAAGGAUGUAACUAAAUUCUAUGUAUUUUCCUUUGUAAAACAGAUUUGCUAUCAGUUUCAAUGCUGAUCUGGAUGGCAACACUGUGGGUAUUUUAUUCAACCCACGGCAGGACCAGGAGGAUGUUGUUCUCAACUCAAAAGUCGGAAAUUGGCAAGCUGAGGAAAGAGGACAGGGGUGGUUUCCUUUCAAAAAGGGGCAAUUCUUUGAUGUUCUAUUUGUGUCAUGGGAUGGAAAAUUCAACGUAAGAUUUUGACAGUGGGAACAUUAAAUUUAAAUACGUUUUAUCAAUCAGAUUUUAUAAACUAUGUACUUGAAUCCAAUAUUUUGAGGAUGACAGAUUUAUAAAUUACAAUUUUAAAUUAGAUACACUGGUAUGUUUUUAAAUUAUAAAUGAUUUUAUAUUUUCUCAGAGUUGUCUUUUUGAAAGAUAAUAGCAGCUCGAGCUGUUCAGUAUAAAAUCAUAAACUGUAAACUAUCAUUUACUUCUUAUAUUCUUUAAAGACAUAACUUUUCAUGUAACUUUUUAUUUGAAGGGACAAUAUGUCAUGAAUACAAAUAUACAAUAAUAUUGAAAAUGAAAAUAUUAUUUUGCAUCUCAGAAUAUCUUUUAACUACAAUCAAGUUGUAUAUAUGCACAGAUUUAUGUUGAAGAAAAACUAUUUACAUCGUACAAAUUCCGUAUCCCUCCUGAAGACGUGAAGUACCUGGACAUCAGUGGAGAUGUGACCAUCAUGGACGUUGAGUUCAUUGACCCUUUGGUAACUUCCUAUUCAACAAGACUCUUAUUUGUGUAUGAAUUUGUAUAUCUUUGACUGCACACGGUGUAACCCCCUUUUUUCUUUCUGAAAUUCCCUUUCAAUUUCAAACCCUUGCAGACUGGUUAAUGUUAGAGAGUGAUGGGGGGGGGGGGGGGUGUGCAGAGUUCAACGAAUCAGGCAAAUCAUAUUUGUUAUGCAGCCUAGAAUCGACAUUCAAUGCCAAACAUAUUUGUUGGUUUCUUUUUUUAAAUUUAUGAAUUGCUUGUUAUAUAGUGGAUAUCUAAAGGUUGAAAAUUAAUUUCUUUUAAAGAAAUUGAAAAAAAUACCAUAUUAAGUGUUAUUUAGAGUGUUUUUAACUUUCCUGUUUAAGGUUUUUGUUCUUAAUUUUUCCUUCUUGGGUAUUUUCCUUGUUUUUUUAACUUAUAUGUUCAUCAUUAGUUUAAUUGUUAAUGAAUACCCUCGUCCGUCUUCAGCCAAAUGACUAUAUCAAAGAUAUUCCAUCAGGACUUGAGAAGAGUGACCUUGUUGUUGUUAAAGGUUUCUUUUUUCCAGAAGGCAACAGGUAGUUCAAGAAAUUCUAAAUAUUUAUUAUUAAAAUUCAAAUAUUUCUUUCUUUAUUUGCAUUACCAUUGGGCUAUAACUUAUAACACAAAGCAUUUGGUAUUUAUCACUAUAAAACAAAAAUGCAAACUGGAUUGAUAUACUUAGUAGUCUCAGCUACCAAUUUUUUUUAGUACCUGAAUUUCGCAUCUAUGUUUCUAGCUUACAGUAAAACUAUGUUCAUAUGCAAGAGAAUUUGAAGGCUCAAAAUGAAGAAAAUUCAGUUUUGUGAAGUCAUUUUAGUUUUAGUGAAAAAAAAUUUAACUUCUACUCAUUGUGUUAUACUUAUUUAAGAUUACAUUUUUUUUACUUAAGAUUCUCUGUGAACCUUCUGUAUGGAACAUCCCUUGAGGAUGACAUUGCACUACACUUUAACCCCCGGCGUGACCAACAUGAAGUUGUCCUUAACAGCCGGGUCAAUGGCAACUGGGAGAAAGAAGAAAGACAUCCUCUUCCUAACCCUAUGCUUGAAUUGUUGCCUUUUGAGGUGGAGAUUGUUAACAAAUCUAAUAAAUUCAAGGUACCAAAGAUUAAGCUAUAUAAACAAUACUAGUGCUUUAUGGUCUUGGUUUAAAUUAACAUCUGCAAAUGUCUAUUCUAGGGGAAAUAAUAAAAAUAUAUAUUUACAAGAAAGAUAUGAACCACUGAGAACCACCAUAUUAUCUCACUAUAGAAUAAUUGUGAUGAAAAAAUUAAAAGAUAUAAAAUUAAAAGUGAAAGUCUGCCAUGUUAAACAACUCCUGCCUAAAAAGUAUUUUCUGUUAACCCUCCCAUUUGCUUACGCAAAGUAUGAGACAUUAUUUCCUUUUGGAGUAAAAUUUACAUGUUAUUUAAAUAAAAAGAAAUUAUCAUAAGAGAUUUUAUAAGUUCUAUCUUUGUUGCAGAUUUACGUCAAUGGUAAACAGUUUACCAGCUUUGUAUCAAGAGGGGAGAUAGAAAAAAUUAAAGGGAUCAAUGUUUGUGGAGAGGCUCACAUUUAUGAGGUCAAGCUGCUCAGGAGAGUUGUGAGUACUUAAGUUCUAGGCCUCAGUGAGAAGAAAUUCGGGUCAAUAACAUUUAUUACACCAGGGGUGGCCAAUCCAAAAGGCUUGACGUGCCACCUUGAUGGCGAGUAAAGUGUUCAUGGGCAGCAUUUCCUUACACCUUUUAUUAAAAUAAAAACCUACUACAUGCUGUUAACAAAUCUCUUCUUAAUGCACAUAAUGAAAUGGUAAAUACCAAACAGAAUAUAACUCAACUCAUGUGAUAUUGAUUUCCCUGUGUAUACUUUCUCUCGAUAUCUUUUUAGCAUUGAUUGCUCUGUCCAUUGAAUGAAAAACAAAUAAAAUUAUUGAUGAUAAAUCAGGCAUCAGCUGGUCGCAAUAUUUGACGUAAUUGACUUCAUGGGGCACGCCGGGUCGGCCACUUCUGUAUAACACCUUUAUUUGUUAAGUGUUCAAUAAUUCAGAAAAGGAAUUCUAGGUGGAAAAUAUUCAAGAAAAUACCAAUACUUAUUUUCAAAUGAUUUCAUUCCAUUCAUUACUUACAAAACUCAUUAGAGAAUAAGUAUUCAUUAAUUUGAUGAUCCAUGUCGCUACAUGCAAUUUUUCCUUUUUUUAAAGUAAAAAAUCUUUUGAAAAACUAAAUAGCUUUCCAUAUUGAUUUUUUUAUUUUGGUCUUCUUUAGGAACAACCCUUUGUAGACAGUCUUCCAGGCCCUCUUCAGCCAGGUGCGUGGGUGUCUGUGAUUGGAACACCAAAAAAGAAAUCUGACACCUUUGCUGUCAACCUUCAAUGUGGUGACCACCCUGACUAUGGUUGUGAUGUGGCCCUGCACUUCAAUGCUAAAUCUAAAAGUGCAGAGGUGGCUUUGAAAACUCUGAAGGAUGGCGACUGGGAAAAUAAGCAAAAAGAAAAGAAAAACUUUCCAUUUGAGCCUGAGGAUAAAUUUGAAAUCCAUAUUUUGAGACUGCCUGAUGUUUUUAAGGUAAGUUAAGGAUGGCUUAGUCCUUAGAUCAGUGAUUCUCAAAUUUUGUUUCAUGCAUCAUUACUUUGCUCCAGAUGAUGCAAAGAGUUGUAACAAUAAAUAAGCCAAUAACAAAAAGCAUAUACUAGAUACCAUUUGCAUUACCGAAAAUGCACUUGAAUUUUUAGACAUGGGGGGGGGGGUGUGUUAUAAAUUCCAAAAGUUUGAGAACUCUUAAUCAGUGGUUUCCUACCUGUUUGACUCACCAAGCAGCCCUUUUUAGAAUCCAUUUCUAUGUUGGAGUCCCUUAGACCUGCCCUAUGUCUUAUCAUAGAGUUUAGGAGUUACAGGGAAGAGUGCUUGGAUAAAUAUAAAUAAAUAACAUUACUAACAUGACAAAUGAAUUAGUCUAGGUUGAAACGUUUAGUGAGACACCAGUGUUUGUAGUAUUUUGUAAAUUUAUUUUAAGUUAAGUUGAUGAUAAUUACAGGCGAUUGUUUCUGCAUGUUAGAGGCAUCAGUAUUUUUUUUGAUAGCUUUUUGUAUUUAUUUUCUUUUUUCCUAGAGGACAGCUUAGCUUUGAUAAGUGCACCAAGUUGGGAAUAAAUGUUCUUAAUAAUUUUAUGAUUUUACUAGAACUUUCAAUAGGUUUUUUGCACAAUUAUUUGAUCUGGUUGAAGAAAGCUCCUAUGAAUCAUGUUAUUCUGCCUGUUAUUUUGGUCAGCUGAUUCGAUUAAUUUUACAUCAGCAUAGUUUUACUUUUGAAUAGAAAUAUCCCAAACACUAUAAGCUGAUAAAAUAGUCAGUGUUGACAUCAAUUUAGGUUUAACCGACACAAAAUAUAAUGCAGCGAGUUGGAAGAUAACUGACAAUAAAACUAAAGUAUGUAGAAGUAGAGUUAUUGCUUGUUGCAGAUAUAACAAUUUGUAAUGAAUGGAUGACCUUGUUAACGAUUCACCAAAUGUUAACAUAAGAAAGUAUGAAGGUAAACUCUGGUAGCUUGCAAUUAUCCCAUGUUGGCAUUUCUUCACUCAGGUGUUCAUAAACGGCAAGUACUUCACAACCUACAAGUAUAAAAUAAACCCCGACCGAAUCACUCAUAUCAUGAUGAAAGGGGACUGCAACUUCUUUGAGCCUGAGUUCUAUAAUCUUUUGUUUACUUCUUAAGAUCAAAAGUCUUUCUUUGAUAAGUGAGCUUCCAAACCGAUAUUGCAGUUGUGACUUUUGUAAUUUACUUGUAAAAUUGAAAUGUCCAGCUGAGAAUCAUAUUAUUUUAAAAUGUAUUAUUUUUGUUUUAAAAAAACUUUGUUUAUUUAUUGGAUACAUGAUACAACUUUCAAAUCAAACCGUAUAAUUUAUCAAUCUUUGUUGCUAUGAUUUUAAAUGACUUGCACUGUUACAAACUGUGAUUUUUAUAGAUAUUUGCAAUGGGAAUGCAACUUAUUAAGUUAAUAUAUUGAAUGUAUACAAUAUUGGAUACAUUAAAAAAAACUUUUAGCAUUCCUGGGCAAGUGAUUUUAUUUAAAAUUUGUGAUCUGAAUGACUUACUCUUAUUAUAUCAUCAUGUUUUAAUUUUGUGUAGUUUAUAGACUAAUGCUGGUUUGUGUAAUGGUUUUUAAUAUUAUGUAGCUAAAAACUCAACUGCAAGUAGUUUAAUGAAUACUUUUAUAAAUCUAUGUUUGUUUACACUACGCCUAGUAUGACACCACCCUGUAUAUUUUUAAUAAUGUAACAACUUUUAAUAAAGGACAUUCUUCAGAGUGUAACCAAUAUUUCAUUGUAUUUAUAAAUUAUCACAAACAAAAAUGAUAUAUUUAAAAAAAAUGUUCAAUCAUUAAGGAUAAAAUGAGAAGUACUAAUGUAGAAUAUACCAGUCAGAAUUUUAAUUCAUAAAUGCUAGAAAUAUAACUCAUAUCUAAAAGCUUUUAUUCAUGUGUAACAUGCUAGCUGCCUUUAUUAAGGACUUAAAUUAUAACAAUGUACCUCAAAGAAUAAGUUGAAAAGUUAAACAAAUAUUUUAUUUACUGUUGAUUUCCUCAAAGAUUUAAUGAGAUAUUUGUUUCUCCUUUUAAGGAGCAAAUAUUUCUAGGAUCAAAGUUUAAACACCAAUGCCAAUGUGACAAGCAAACUAGCCUUUAGCUCAAACUUGUCUGCUCACUGCUGAAUGUUUAUACACUUUUUUUAUGCACUGCAACAUGGUGUGAAUUUAUAAAUGUUGCACAUAUCUGAAUCUACAAAAUGAAAUACUUCUUUGUCAUUCUUACUUAAAACUUGUUACAAAUUAAAUUAUGUGGCACUAAUUUACAGCAUCUGUUUAAGAAAUAGUGGGACAAAUUUUUUAAAAUCUAAAAUGGAACAACUUUAUGAGUCAGUGAUUGAUCACAUUCAUUUUGCUAUUGAAAAUUACAUUGUUUGAUUAUAUUUUACAAAGAAAAGUAUUCAGAGAUAUGAUGGUCUUUUUCAAUUUUGCUUUAAAUAUUGUAAUCUGCUCCAAUAAAAUUGUGUGAUGAAGGCGGUAACUUGUUAAAACUUUUAUUUAUUUCACACAAGUUUUUUUUUGCUUAACCCAGCUGGCUUUUAGCUAAUAAUAAUUUUCUCCCACUCUCCUUUACUUAUUGUUUAAUGACAGUUUAAAUUAUGUGGCAGGCAUGCACAACAUUCGGCCCGUCCACUUUGCGAUCCACGAAGUAAUAAAAUAUUCUUUAUUAUUAUUUUCUUAAUAGCUUCCCCCCUUGUCCCAUUAUCUUUCGGCUCGCACAAGUUUUUCAUAAACGGCCCACCUUACAUUUUGAGUUGUGAAGGCUGUUAUAUGGUAAUGAAAUUCCCUUCAACUGUACAUAAAAAACAAGAAACAGGGAAGUGGGGGUUGAAGAGAUCAACAAAAAAAGGAAUGUUUUUGUGUUUAAUUUAAUAUUUGAAAAUUCAUGUAUUCACUUAUGUAAACUAAAAAUGCUUUUCAGAGAAAUGUACACAAAACAAAUUUAUAUUUUUAAUUAUAUUAAUACAUUAUUGAAUGGUUAUAUCUAUUAAACAUCCAUUAUUAUGUUAAUGAUUAGCUUCAUUCAAAGCGCUUUAAUGACAAAAGAUUAAAUUAAUGUAUCUCCUGUUUCCAAACCUUUUUGAUAUUACAUAACUAAUAAUUUAUUUUUAGAGGCAUGUUUUAAAAAAUAUAGUUGCAGUGAAAAGCAGCAUCCACAAGCUUAUGUUUUAUGAUAAGAUGGAUUAUUUUAUAAUUUAUUUUCCCCAACUAUUAUUCUCCUAAAUUUAAAAAAAAAAUUUGAUCAAUGUGGUUGAAAAGUGCUGAAAAAAGUCAAAUGUUAUGAAUUUAUGUUACAGAGAGAAUUAGAAUUAAAUGUAUACAUUUUACAUGAAAACAGUCCAGUCAGAAUCUGAAAUGUUUAAAAUCUAAAUUUUACAGUCAUUUAUUAUUAAUAUGAAAGUAUUUUAAAUAUUGAUUGGAACCAUUGCAACAGCAGGUACAAUCUGAAAAGGGCUCCCAUUAAAAAAAAUAUAUUAAUUAGUGGAUGUAUCCUUCACUUUAGGAAACCAUGGCAACCAUAAACCCUCAAAAUCUCUUUGAAUUAAAGUGAAAUUUUGUUGUACUCCUAUGAAAUUUCUUUUUGUGUCUCCCUGUGUCUGUUAGAAAAAAAACUGUGACACAGUGAAGUCUGUGAGCUGAAACAUGUUGGACUUGAUGUGAUACAAAAUACAGGAUGAAUUUACAAAAGUGGCACACUUUGAUCCCACAUUGACAUUUAAAAAAAAAAAAACCUAUGUGUUAAGAUUGUUUCCAACAUGAUUUACUACUCAUCAUCGGUUCAAGAGUGAAUGUACCAUACAGAUCACCCACCCCAGGCCAAUGCAAUAAGUCCAUCAUGGGGUGAAUGAAGGUUGUAACCACUUCUUAGGGUCAAUAUUAAGUUAGGUUCUUAACAUAAAGCUAUAAGCAAAGCAUGAAGUAUACCAUGUUUUAAUUGUAAUAUUUAAUAUGAUCUGAGAUUAAGUAAACAAACCUAGCCAUUUUUUUAGUCUACUUCCUGUUCAACCAACAUUUUAUGAUGGUUUAUUGAGUUAAAUCAUAACAUCUAUUAUGGACAUGGGUUCCCUGUCUCAUCCAUUUAUGUUAGCUUAAGAAGUAAAAACAAUCAUUAACUGAGCCAUUUUAUAAGAUCAAGCUUGAUGGAAGAACAUCUAGAUGAGGUUGCAUAGUUAUGUUUGUGUCAUGAAACAUAAUACAAUCCAGCUGUCUAAAAAAAAAAUUAAACAAAAUUAAAAAUCAUACAAGAUUAAAAUUUUAAAUUAAAAAAAAAACAGGCUUCAGUAAGAUGAACUAUGUAGUCAAAUAUCAUUAUGCAUAUAUGGUCACACCAAGCCCUUUCAUUACAGGGUCGCACCAAGCUCUUUCAUUACAUAGGCCAGCGGUUCUCAACCUGUGGGUCGCUUCCCCUUUGGGGUUUGAAUGACCCUGACACAGGGGUCGCUUAAGACCAUCGGACAACACAUAGUGAAGGGGCAACAAAAAUAAUUUUAUUGGUUGGGGUCGCCACAACACGAGGAACUGUAUUAAAGAGUAGCGGCAUUAGGAAGGUUGAGAACCACUGACAUAGACAAAUAUCAAGAUUAUUGAAUCCUACAAGAAAGUUGAUACGAAGGAAAUUAGGGAAAUACUAUUAUCAAUAUAAUUAAAAUUAUGAGUACCCUUGACUUGUAGAUAGUAGUACACUGUGUUCCUGUUAGCUGUAGACUGAGCUCAUUUUCAUUAAGAAUGCCUAGCUUCAAUGUACUAUACAGCUUAAUUAAGUUAUCAAUUAUAAAUAUAACUAAAUAACCUUUGAAGAAUAAAAAAAAAAGUUAACUAUUUUUAAAGUUUAAAUUUAUUUUUAAAGUUAAAUAUUUUUCAGCCUCACCUCAAUUAAAACGUAUCACACAGUUCACUAUGCAAAGAGUGUAGAAUGGCAUUGAGUGUAGAAUGGCAUUGGUUACUUGGGAAAUAUUUUAUUUUACUCCUGAUAUCUUUUACUUAAUAAGUCAUUUUUAAAUGUAUGAUUACAUUCAUUACCUUAUUCAGCAAUAUUUUUCCUUGACAUCAAGUUAAUAUUAAUAGCUUCAGCAAUAGUUAUUGCAAAAAGUAGUUUUAAAGGGCUUUUAAAAAAUGGUUUCAAAGGUUGUGACAUGCAUUUAUUUCAAAUGAAGCUACAGUAUUGCAAUCCAUAAUUGUUCAGAUCUAAGAUUAUAC